Miscanthus lutarioriparius is the source of this 639-nucleotide messenger RNA. NCBI's taxonomy places the organism in Eukaryota, Viridiplantae, Streptophyta, Magnoliopsida, Poales, Poaceae. The record is from the annotation of a GenBank genome assembly.
AUGGCCGCGACGCGUCCAAGAAGCGCGUUUCCUCCCCGCCAGUUAGCAUAUAGAUACUCACGAUUCAUCCAGUCUCUCCCAGUCGUUCUGCUGCUCUGCAUCCUCCGGCUGUUCCCUUCCAGAUCACAACCUUCUAAAUCGUCAGAGAUGACUACUAACAGCACAUCUAGUCUUCUAAGCACAUUGCCCAAGGAUAUACCAGCAAGCUUCCUGAAGCAAAUCACAAAAGAUUUCUCUCCUGAGCUAGAACUUGGUAAAGGUGCAUUUGGAACAGUCUACCAGGGAAUUGCGGAGAAUGGGGAAAUGAUUGCUGUGAAGAAACUUGGGGAAAAUUGUCCUGUGGCGGACAAAACAUUCAGUAAUGAGAAGAAGGUGGUGCAGCACAAUGGAAGAUAUAUCAUUGUAGAUAUAGCUGAAAUUUUUCUCUGCUAUGAAUAUCUACCUAAGGGAAGCCUUGACAAUUAUCUAUUUGACUGCAGCCCCUCCAGCCGCCUAAACCUCCUGGGGUUCUGCCAGGCCAUGCGUCCCCUUGAGGACUGCCCCGGCUGCACCUCGUGUCCGAGGCCGACGGCUGUACUGUUGGCCCCACAUGACAACUUACUUGUAAUAAUUGGAAACUUAUGGGAUGCUUUGGCCUAA